AUGUCCCUCUUGUUUCAACGACUGCAUUCUCUUUUUGAAGAAUCGAGUGGAAUGAUGGAAUUGACAAAACUGAAGGAUAAAGUCCAAGAAGCAUCUGGACAUUUCGACGAGGCCACCAACAUGGUGCAACAGUGCCGUGAGACUGUGGCAGAAGCUCAGACUGCUCAUGAUCAAGCUCACAAGAAACACGUGAGUCUACUGAUGCGACGAGAAGAAUGGAGUGCCGAAGACGCUCAGGAUUUUGUACAAAUGACGGCAGUGGAGGUCACGACACGACAAGCACUCUUGAAUGCCCAGAAUUCCCUCAAACAGGCCGAACAAAGGGCCGUGCAAUGCCAGCACUCCUACAUGGACAUCAUGAGACAACGAUAUCACGAGGAACAAAUGUGGCAAGAUAAAUGGAGACUGUUGGGAACCUAUGGAACUUGGUCACUCAUUGCCAUCAAUACCAUGGUAUUCGUUGUGGGACAGUAUUUUACACAAGCAAGAGAAAUGAAGCGACUAAAGCAUAUGGAAGAAUUGUUGCUCCUCAAUAAGAGCCAAAACCCAAGUGAUCCAACAAUAACACCAGAAGAGAAGAAGGCAGAUAGUAGUCUACUUGUCGAGCCAUCUGUUGAAUCGGACCAAGUUGCAAAAGAAAGCAAAGAUACCGCUGACACCGUGGACCAUACUAGUACACAGCAACAAACAAUUCCAGUUUCCUCCAGGCGAGGACUUGAUGACGACGUGACGGUGGAAUUGUUUGGACUUUCUCUCCACACGCCAUCGCUGGCGCUAGGUGCCGCCGUCAGUGCAUCCCUCCUUAUCGUCGUGUCUUUGUUUAGUCGAAGAUGA
Seminavis robusta is the source of this 834-nucleotide messenger RNA. NCBI's taxonomy places the organism in Eukaryota, Bacillariophyta, Bacillariophyceae, Naviculales, Naviculaceae. The record is from the annotation of a GenBank genome assembly.